CUUUAGUACUGAGAGAGAGACCAGAGAAAAGGGGCGGGGAACUGGAGGGGUGUAGGGUUUGCGACGUUCUUCUUUUGCAGCAGCGUGGUCAGGCACGGCUGCCGUAUUCCGAGUUGCGAGAUACCGGCUGUGGGGGGUUGUUGUUUUUUUUGGUGCGCUUUGCCUGUUUGGUUCUUGAGCCGGCUGAGGGGAGUAGCCGUACCACCAACAGCAGCCUCCAUUCCCCUCCCCCCCGCUCUCGCCCUUUCCCCGCGCACGCGGCAGCCUCCCUUCUCCCCCAACCCCGCCUUCACCUGGAUGGUCCGCGUCGCAACGGCGGCGGGGCCUCCUCCCUCUCCUCCUCCCCCGUGCCUGCGGCGGUGGCGGGCGGGGGCUCCGCAGGGCGGGGUGUCGUCUGAGGCGGGCGGGUGCGGGCGCUGAAUGAAGAUGGACUAUGACUUCAAGGUGAAGCUGACCGGGGAGCGGGAACGAGUGGAGGACCUCUUCGAGUACGAGGGCUGCAAGGUGGGGAGGGGGACCUACGGGCACGUCUACAAGGCCAAGCGGAAAGACGGAGUAGAUCUCUUGGAAAACAAUGUGGAAUUGGAACUAGAGUAUCUCACUAUAUAUGCUGGAAAAGAUCCCUGGAAAGAUGAUAAAGAUUAUGCUUUAAAGCAAAUAGAAGGUACUGGAAUUUCUAUGUCUGCAUGCAGAGAAAUAGCACUGCUGCGGGAGCUAAAACAUCCAAAUGUAAUUUCUUUGCAAAAGGUGUUUCUGUCCCAUGCUGACAGAAAAGUGUGGCUUCUCUUUGACUAUGCGGAACAUGAUCUUUGGCACAUAAUAAAGUUUCACAGAGCUUCUAAGGCAAACAAGAAGCCAGUUCAGUUACCUCGGGGAAUGGUGAAAUCUCUAUUAUAUCAGAUCCUAGAUGGUAUUCAUUACCUACAUGCUAACUGGGUGUUACACAGGGAUUUGAAACCUGCUAAUAUUUUAGUUAUGGGUGAAGGUCCUGAGCGAGGAAGAGUAAAAAUUGCUGACAUGGGCUUUGCCCGACUAUUUAAUUCACCUUUGAAGCCUUUAGCUGAUUUGGAUCCGGUAGUUGUAACAUUCUGGUAUCGAGCUCCAGAAUUGCUGCUUGGAGCAAGGCAUUAUACCAAAGCUAUUGAUAUUUGGGCUAUAGGGUGUAUAUUUGCAGAGCUGCUAACAUCUGAGCCAAUAUUCCACUGCCGACAAGAGGACAUAAAAACUAGUAAUCCUUAUCAUCAUGACCAGCUGGACAGAAUAUUCAAUGUAAUGGGAUUUCCUGCAGAUAAAGAUUGGGAAGAUAUUAAAAAGAUGCCUGAACAUUCAACGUUAAUGAAAGAUUUUCGAAGAAACACGUAUACCAACUGCAGCCUUAUCAAAUAUAUGGAAAAACAUAAAGUUAAGCCAGAUAGUAAAGCAUUCCACUUGCUACAGAAAUUGCUUACCAUGGACCCAAUAAAGAGAAUUACCUCAGAACAGGCUAUGCAGGAUCCUUAUUUCUUAGAAGAUCCACUUCCUACAUCUGAUGUGUUUGCAGGUUGUCAAAUACCAUACCCAAAACGAGAAUUUUUAACAGAAGAAGAGCCUGAUGACAAAGGAGACAAAAAGAACCAGCAGCAGCAGCAGGGCAAUAACCACACAAAUGGAACUGGUCAUCCAGGGAACCAAGACAACAGUCAUACGCAAGGGCCUCCCUUGAAAAAAGUGAGAGUUGUUCUUCCUACCACUACCUCAGGUGGACUUACUAUGACCUCAGAUUAUCAGCGUUCCAAUCCCCAUGCUGCCUAUCCAAACCCUGGACCAAGCACAUCACAGCCACAGAGCAGCAUGGGAUAUUCAACUACCUCCCAGCAGCCUCCACAGUACUCUCACCAGACGCACCGGUACUGAGCUGCACCUGAAUAAAGUCAAUGCACUGUUGCUAAGGCUGCAGGACUGGACGUGCUGCUGUCUGCCUGGAACCUGGCUUUGGGCCACUAGAAUGUACUGUAACUAUCGCAUUUUCAAAAUGUCUGAUAGCCAAGUUCCACUACUUUUCACAGGCUGGGAGUAGUCGCUCCCUCAGAUUGUACCCAUUUAUGGAAUUAGACUUGAAAAGAAAGUACUAGCACAGUUUGUGUUGUGGAUAUGCUACUUCCAUAGUUUACUUGACAUGGUUCAGACUGACCAAUGCAUUGUUUUCAGUGACAGUCUGUAGCAGUUGAAGCUGUGAAAUGUGCUGGGGGGGGGCAAGCAUUUUUGUUGUUGUGAAUUCUAUUGAUGUUAACAACGUUAUCUGACUAAUAGUACGCAAAAUCUCUUAACUGGUAUUUUAAGCAUACAGUGUGUGCUAAUGAGAUGAAAACAAACUAACCGUGGCUCCAAUUGAGGGAAUUUUGAUAUACAUUGAUUUUUAGUGACUUUUUUGUGGGUUGAUUCAUUUUCCACAUUGAUCAAUGUUUUAUGACCAACAAAUUUGCUACAGAGAGAUUUUUUUAAAGACACAAAAAAAUGAGCAUUUUUCCAGCAGAUUUACAAGCCUCCCAAAGAUUAAUUUUCAACAUAUGUUUUUGUUCUCAAAUCUAUGACUUGACUGGUAUUAAAGCUGCUAUUUGAUAGUAAAUGAGUGUGUUAUUGAGAUAAACCUGUUUGGUUCAGCAACCAACUAAAAUGAUUGUCAUAGACAGUGUUUUAUUUUUCCUGUUGGUGUUAACUGAUUUGUGAGCAUGCUUUUGGAAUUAAAAAAGCAUGAGUGACGUUCCCUGCAAACAAACAGUGCAGCAUUCAUUCAUAUAUUUUUGUCAUGAUUUUUUGACAGCUGGCUUGAUGUAGUGGAUUUUAAAUUUUGUUAAUUAUUUUUAAAUAGGUUCGCACGUUUGUUCAGGGUCUCCCUUAUCAAAACAAAGGAUUAAGGUGUUAGGAGGACCUUAGAAUUUGAGGAAAAACUAUACCAUAAAAUGUACUGUAUCAACCUAUUUUACAUGAAUGACGCAGGUAUUCUGACUUUAAAAAAAACAAAUCAACAUUGUUAAAAACAAGGUGUUACAUAAUAAAAUUAUUUUUCAU
Messenger RNA from Rhineura floridana, 3048 nucleotides. RefSeq names its product cyclin dependent kinase 8 (gene CDK8). Gene Ontology annotation, molecular function: RNA polymerase II CTD heptapeptide repeat kinase activity; cyclin-dependent protein serine/threonine kinase activity; ATP binding. NCBI's taxonomy places the organism in Eukaryota, Metazoa, Chordata, Lepidosauria, Squamata, Rhineuridae. Gene Ontology annotation, biological process: protein phosphorylation. The coding region runs from base 421 to 1893 and encodes 490 amino acids. The transcript is spliced from 14 exons. Gene Ontology annotation, cellular component: mediator complex; nucleus. The record is from RefSeq and is a predicted model, not a curated record.